Pseudozyma flocculosa PF-1 is the source of this 345-nucleotide messenger RNA. RefSeq lists its product as uncharacterized. The record is from RefSeq and is a predicted model, not a curated record. The transcript is spliced from 2 exons. Lineage: Eukaryota; Fungi; Basidiomycota; Ustilaginomycetes; Ustilaginales; Ustilaginaceae. Bases 1 to 345 code for a protein of 114 amino acids.
AUGGACGGCGCGCAGCCCUCCGGCAACCGACCCUGGACCAGGGAAGAUGUGGUCCAUCUCUUCCACAUGGCCUAUGAGCGCAAGACGGUCGAUGCCAAGGAAGCAGCGGCCCAGCUGGAUCGCACACCGAAAUCGUGCAACUUAAAGCUGGCUGCCCUCCACAAGGUCGUAGACGAGCUGAUCGGCAGCUGGGCCAGAGGCAGCGUCGGCGCCAAACCAGGCGAGGAUAAAGCGGUCAAAGCGAGCGCUCCAAGCAGGUCGAGGAAGAGGGUCAGGGCGAUCAAGAACGACGAAGAGGCUGAGGCUGAGCCGCACCCUACGAAGGACAAGACGGCGCUCGAGUGA